This is a messenger RNA of Temnothorax curvispinosus, 1525 nucleotides long. RefSeq lists its product as uncharacterized. The record is from RefSeq and is a predicted model, not a curated record. The transcript has 3 exons. Bases 537 to 935 code for a protein of 132 amino acids. Lineage: Eukaryota; Metazoa; Arthropoda; Insecta; Hymenoptera; Formicidae.
UAAUAUGAAAAGUGCCUAUCCCCAAGUGUCUAAUGAAAUGUAGCCUGAUGUAACGAUGUGCUCGAUAUAUACCUUUUCGUUUAAUCGAACGGGUGCAACCUUGAAGAGUACUUGAAGAAUUCGGGGUCGUAAUUGUCUCACUUAGUUAUUUUUGCCGGAAUUACGUUCAUAGGGUCUGAACACGCUAAGCAGUGCCUAGCACUGCCUGCACUACCUUCGCGCGUGACAUUUAUAUCACGACCAAGGUGUUAAAGUUUCCUACAAAUCUAUCAAAUCGAAGGAUGUCUUAGUGGCAUAUAAAUUAAAGAAGGAUUGCUUCCCUGCGAUGAUUCUGGAUCAUUUUGAAAAUAACUAGUUUUUUUAUAUAAUUUUAUCUAUUUGGACGGCAAGAAGCAAAGAUUAAAUCGACAAAUCGUGUUCUUUUAGAGGAAGAGUUACAGCUGUUAAGUCAGGUGGGUUUCCCGCAAAAGAGAUGCGUCAAUCACUUGACACCGAGUGAAGUGCACGAGGAAACGCGCGGAGUUUGGCAAAAUCGAAUGCAAAAUCUAAGCAUCUCGUGCUCCCUGGUGUGCCUGAUCAUUUUAGGAUGCGCUGCACUUAUAGGAUUUUUCGGACUGUGCAGGCAUCAGAUAUCGGCCGUCCUCGUGACAGGAGUGAUGUACCUCCUUGCAGCAACAUUCGCGCUGUUCACGCUCACAAUCAUCCACUUCAAGAGGGCCCAGGACCGCGGGACCAAACCCAUAACGGACGGGCCUGAGGACGGCGUGAUCGGCAUGCCCGUUCUUCGCAGCAUCCUCAAGGCCAGGCGAGUCACCACCGCGUGGAGCAUGGACCUGGGAUGGGGUGGGGUCACCCUCUGUGCCCUCGCGUCGGUAGCCUGGAUCCUCCUCAGUAAAAUCAUGCGCUUCAGCCCAAUCGCUGCCAUGAUAGCGUAGCAGUGGGAAGCCUUCGAGGUCUAAGGUCGUUUCUGAGAGUCACGACAUUUCGAUGCUCCGCGUUCCUUUCGGGUAACACUCUUUUUGAUGGAUGUAUCAAGUUGGCGCAAUAGAUUUGUUCCACGAUCAAGUCGGGCUUUAAUCCUCUACGAGACAUAUUUUCAGACGUUUCUUAAAAAACGGUGUGAUUUCGUCUUUAUAACUUUACUUAGCAAAUACAACAAACUGUUUGCACCAACUUAAUAAAUCUCGAGUGUUUAAUCUCCCGCUAGGAACUUGCUAGAUUCCAAAAGUAUGAAUAUCCGAGAUUUAGGAUAUUCUUCGUGCCUAGGAAUUGAAAGCUUCUGAAACCUCGAAAAGGAUCGCAAAUUGGAGCGACUGUAGAUGAUACUCUUGAGGAAGUUGAGUCCAGAAAUGACCACCUCGAAGGCGACCAUCGCCAGGUGCCUAUUUCGUAUAAUUUAUCUCGUUCGCAUCAAUAUUCAUUGUUCCAACCGAAGGAACGUGAGUUCAUCAAAAAGUAAAAAAAGAUUUGAUUAGAGCGUACAAUUGAUCGAUCGACGCUUUGUAGAAUCACUGCCAAUUUGCUA